AUGGUCGCCUGUGGUGACGGAGACCGCUCCAACACAAUGGAACUCAUGGACACGCUACCCCAACAAACCCCCAUUCUUCAUACUCACUUCCUCUCGAAGAAGGUCGAGCUGGGCAAGGCGGCGGCUCUGGCUGCGUUGCACACCGAAGAGCCUAAGGACAGGCUCCAGGCUUACUUCGACGAGCUGAGAUGCCGCACACCUCCUUGGGACAUGGAGGUCUUCAUCGAAGGGGCCCAGAGGCUCUGCAGCACGUUCGGCCUCGAGCAAUGA
This is a messenger RNA of Colletotrichum chrysophilum, 270 nucleotides long. RefSeq lists its product as uncharacterized. The coding region runs from base 1 to 270 and encodes 89 amino acids. NCBI's taxonomy places the organism in Eukaryota, Fungi, Ascomycota, Sordariomycetes, Glomerellales, Glomerellaceae. The transcript is spliced from 2 exons. The record is from RefSeq and is a predicted model, not a curated record.